ACAGUAGCAUAUGCUUUUUCCCACAUUUACUUCAAAUGUGUCAAAUGUCAAGUUGAAAAAUUUUGUUGAAAGAAAAAGAAAAAUUGUUUUUUGGAACUAAAAUCGUGCAAUCGGGGUGCAUUGGUGGGUGAAAAGUGCAAGAACAUUGUGGGAAAUGUCAUCAUCGUUGGGUAUUGAGUGCCCCUCGACACCGGAACACUUGGAUUUCCCCCCGACACCCGAUCGAAAUGACGUACAAGACGUGAAUUCGCCCUCGCAGGGCUCCGAUCAGGAACCCGUGGAAACACCAGCGUCUCCGCCCCCCAAUUGCGCCAUUUGUCUGGGGCAGUGUCGCAAUAAGAGCUUCACGGAUUCAUGCCUGCAUCAAUUUUGCUUCAAAUGCCUCCUUGAGUGGAGUAAGGUGAAAGCUGAGUGCCCCCUUUGCAAGCAAGCCUUCAAAUCCAUCAUUCACAAUGUACGCAGCAUUGAUCAAUUUGAUGAGCAUCUCGUGCAUCCGCAGCAGUCAAUCCUGCAGCGAUUGGACUUCCUCCUAUCGGAACCACCGAGAUUCAGAUUCAGUGCUACCCUGCAGGUGGGGCCAUCGGAAAAUGAGGCAAUUCAGCGCUUCUUUGCCCCCACGGGAAACAGAUUUAUCCAUCCCUAUCGCUUCCGGCAACUUGUCUACACCAAUCACCUCUAUGCUGAACCCCUGACGGAUAUAACUGGACGCUACCGGGAGUGCUCUGCUCGCUUCUACAGGGACAAUCCAGCACAAAUCCACCGUCUAAUGCCAUUCAUAACCCGGGAAGCACGCAGCCUCCUCGGAUCGGAGGAGCAGGCUUCAACAGCCGUAUCGCAGCUCCUUAUUCUCCUCACACUACAUGACAUUACAUCGACGGCCUUCAAGAAUCGCAUGCGUCCCUUCUUUGGCGAGAACACAGAUCACUUCAUCCACGAACUCUUCAACUUUGCGCAGGCACCGUACGAUCUGAUUGGCUAUGACAACAACGUUCGAUACGUUGGCCGCAAUGGGGCCGUAAGUGGCGGUGACUACAGACGCCCCAUGGACAUUCCCGUAAGCGUCAGUGCCCCCAUUGAGACUGACGACACCAUAGCCGUUGCCCCGAGUGAAGUGGCCCCACCACCGGCACAGUCAAGUGGGCCCUCGUCAAUGGGACGUGAUCCACGGAAUUCGGUUAUUUUCCAAAUGGGACGAAACAUUGAGAUUAGCUCCACAUCCUCGUCAGACAGCGAUGAUUGUCAAUUUGUGUUGGAACUGAAGCCCCCGCAUCUCCGUACGCCUGAAAUGGUGAGCCUCAAUUCCGAGUCAGACAGCGAUGUUGUCUUUGUGGAGGAAACGAGAAAGUCUCCAAAGCCUCAACCCCAGGUAGCAGCGGAAGUAAUUGUAACGGGAGAAGGUCCUUCGGGGAUCAUCCCAACGGCUUCCUCAUCGUCAUCCACACAGACAGCCAUCACGACAAUGCCACUGAUUCCAAAGUUGCGCAUCCGGGCAUUCCACACGUCCCAGGCGCGUAUUUGUCACACAGAUGACUCCGAGCAGGAGGAGGUGAAACCCACAGAUGUGACUGUGGGUGGGGAUAGUAGUAGCGGAAGCUUGGGGACACGUCAGAAGCCAAGCCUUCCGUCAACAUCACGGCGUCGGCCACGUUUUACGCGUCAACCCAAACGGCUGUCACCAUCAUCUUCCUCCUCAUCGCAAUCGUCCGAAAUUGCCAGCGAAAAUUCCUCCUCAGACAGCAGCAGCCUUUCGUGCAAUCUCACCACGAGUGUCAGUGCGAAGAAGCGACAGUACACCAUGUCCAGCACCACCUCAUCGGAUACCUCAUCGUGUGACGAAUCGAGCCAUGAGGAGUUCACGGUGUCGUCCAAGACGCGCAAGAAAAUGACGCGUUUCGGGAGCUUUCGCAGAAAGCACACGGCACGGAAGGAUGCAUCAUCCGGUGCAGAUGAUGGGAAGACCGUCCGGAAAAAUGCUCGUGCCGGGAAGAGACGCAAAGCCGAACGGAGGGUGUACAAAAGAAUCACAAAGAUGCGAAAAGUUCGACGGAUCUCCGAGAGUGACAACUGAAAAGGCAACUCCAAAUGAGAUUUUUAAAGCUCACGAGACAAAUUGCAAAAAAAAGGAUAGAGAGGUUUGUGUGAUGUGCGUGCGUAUGAAAAUUGACAAAUUAAAAAAAAAAAAGAAGAAAAAUCCCUUUAUUAGAUGAUAAAUUAUGAUGGUACAGAUUUACCCGGAGAAAGACGUUUUAUUUGAAAUUAAUCACUCGAUUCUGUAGUAAAAAUUAUUCAGGACAUCAACCAAUUGCUAUAAAAAAGAAUUACAGACAGCGCCCUCAUUAUCCAUAAAUCUUUUUUGUGGUGAAUUACUUAAGCUUUUUCUUCAUUUGCUUUAGCAGUUGAAUGAUACUCCAAACUCCAUAAAAAAAAAGAAGAUUUAUAGGACAAUUUUUGAAACAAAAGGCGUUUUUGUAGCAUAUUGAGCAUAUUUACAAUAGGGCCCAUAUUUUUUUUAUAAUUGCACAAGUUGCAAAGUUUUGUAAUAUUCUGUUAAAAAAUGAAUGAUUUUAUUGAUUUUCAAAAAUUAUAACACCCUUAGACCGAUUAGUCAAGACACAUUUUGUGCUAUAAAAUUGCAAAGUUUUUGUUUGGAAAAUAGUGAGUAUUUUUGAUGAUUUCUUAUCUUUUUUUUAAUCUCUACAAGACUGCGUGGGUCAAAAUUGUUUUCUCGAAUCAGGGACUUGCUCCAUAUCAAAUGAAUAAUGUCCUAUUGUUUAAAAUUCAUAAAAUAAAAAAAAAUGUCUAGAAUUUCUUCCUUGGAAAUUUUGGGCAAUGGCGUUUACUAGAAACUUGAUUUUAAGACAAAACUGUCAAAUUUUAUAGUAAGUAUGUAUGUGUUCUGGCUAAUAUAUUUUUUUGUUUAUUAUAAAUCUUGGAAAGAUCCUUAACAACAAAAGACAAUUUUUUUCUACAGAAUCGAACAAAAACAUUAAGAAAUAAAGAAAGGGUAAGUGUUUGUAUAUCUAAGAAAAAGAAAACAAAUUAAAAAUAAUAAAAAAAAAAAAACAAAUUGAAAAUACAAAAUGUAUAAAAAUUAAUGAAGGAAAAUAUUAUACAUAAAAUUUUUGUGAAUAUCACUUUGAGGAUAUAAUUAGUUGAGUCUACCACACACGUACUUCAAAAUAUAUAGCUGAGAAAAACCACAGGAAAAUGCUUAUUUUAGAAUGGAGACAUAUUGAUGAAAAUUGUUCACAAUAAGUAUCAUAAGUUGUACAAUUUUUUUUCUUCCUGAUUUUUUUUUAAAGUAUAAUAGGUAUUAAUUUAAGUAAUAAUAAUUGAUUUAAGAACACUUCAAUUCAAAUUGUGAGAUUUGUACGUAGUUCUACAUGAUCGUAUUCUCAUUUUUAAAAAAAAAUGGAGGAAUAUGAAUUAUAAAAACUGAAAAUAAAAGAAUAAAGAAAAUUUAAAGACUGUGUUGAAUAUUUUCGAUAAAAAAUAAGAAACCUUCCGUGUAGAACUACGAAGAAUUUUUCACAUUGUAAUUUGAUAUUACCUGAAUUUAUCAGGUUUGAGAAGUUUGAAGAGGUUGGUGUCAUAAGAAAUGAAUGAUUUUGGUGAGUUCUUAAUCAAAAUUAAUGAAUAAUUUUGACAGGGAGUUUUAUUUAGUUCAAUCACUGUACAUUUUGAAUUUUAUUGUAUUAAAAUAUAAAAAUUUUCAAAUGAA
Molecule: messenger RNA, 3721 nt
Organism: Lutzomyia longipalpis
Lineage: Eukaryota; Metazoa; Arthropoda; Insecta; Diptera; Psychodidae
Gene: Topors
Product: E3 ubiquitin-protein ligase Topors
Exons: 5
Coding region: 155-2068 (637 amino acids)
Biological process (GO): protein monoubiquitination; protein polyubiquitination
Molecular function (GO): ubiquitin protein ligase activity; metal ion binding
Source: RefSeq, a predicted model, not a curated record